AUGAGUUCAUCAAGUAGCUCUCCAGAACGUCCUCACUCUUCUCGACGACGCAGUUCUCGUUCUCCAGUUCAAUCUCGUCCUCAUCUUAUAUCACCAUCAAAUGAUCGUGAAGACGGUCAGCGUGUGUAUUAUACAUCGAUAUGUGUCAAAAAUAUUCAUCCAAGAAUAGCUCAUGAUGAAUUAAGAAGACGAAUUGAAGAAAAAUUUUCCAAAUAUGGUCCUAAUACGAUAAAAAUUUAUUAUAAAAAUGAUGAACGUAUGGUAUUUGUCAAUUAUACGAAUUAUCAUGAUGCUAAACAUGCUCGUCACGCAAAAACUGGUCUUGUAUGGGAUAACUGGAAAUUAAUUCUUGAACCAGUUUAUUAUCGACGAAAUUGUUCAGCAGAAGCACCAUUAUUUGUUGAUUAUGCCACAAUACCAUCAACGGCCAGUUCAACAAAAGAGUUAUCAUCAUCAAAACAUCGCCGUGAUCAUUCUUCCAUGUCACCACCAUCUUCUUAUCAGCAACAUGAAAAACAUAAUAGUCACAACAAUAAUCACUCUAACAAUCAUUCUUCGUCGUCAUCAAACGAUGCGUUAUAUGCAAAAUUAAAACGAGAUAAUGAAAAACUUAAACUAAGAAUUCAGGAUUUAAAACAGGAAAGCGAAACAAUCAAUGAUCAACUCGCAUCAGCGAAUCGUAAUUUAACGAAAAAAGAUCAGACAAUCGCAAAAUUAAGGAAAACGAUUGAAGAAAAAGAUAUUCGUAUGGAAAAAUUAGAACAAAUUAGAGAUAAUGUGUCUGUUGGUAGUAAUGACGAAAUACAUUCGCCACCUCCAAGAGAGAAACGGUCAGCUCAAAUGACUGAUGGUGAAGAAGACAACGAACAUUCAUCAUUUUCACCUAUGAAAAAAGUUCAAAAAUUAUCGUCACAUUAUGAUAAUAAUGAAGAUGAUCAUAAGCAACCAUUCAUAUUGGAAUAUUUGAAGCAGCAACUUUUGGAAUUGGAAAAUAAUGCUCAUUUCAAAGGACAGUUGCGUGAAUUAUACAUCACCGGAGCAAAAAGAAUUGAAUUGGGUGAGGGACGAUCUGCAAUUAUUAUUUACAUACCCGUACCAAAGAUAAAAAACUUUCAACGUGUUCAUCAAUCACUUGUAUCGGAACUUGAAAAAAAAUUUAAUCAAACUGUUGUCCUAUUAGGACAAAGAAGAAUAUUGCCAAAGCCGACAAGAAAAUCGAAAACACAAUCGAAACAAAAACGUCCGAGAAAUCGUACAUUGACAGCUGUUCACGAUGCUAUAUUGCAUGAUUUGGUAUACCCAGCUGAAAUAACGGGAAAACGUAUACGUAUUAAAUUAGAUGGUUCAAGAUUAUUCAAAGUACAUUUAGAUAAAAAUCAGCAAACAUUAGUCGAAGCAAAGAUUGGUACAUUUCAAUCGGUUUAUAAAAAAUUAACUGGAAAAGAUGUUCAUUUUGAAUUUCCUGAUGUACUCAUUUAA
Didymodactylos carnosus is the source of this 1479-nucleotide messenger RNA. Lineage: Eukaryota; Metazoa; Rotifera; Eurotatoria; Philodinida; Philodinidae. The record is from the annotation of a GenBank genome assembly.